AUGGGGUCUCAUGGGGUCCUUAUGGGAUCUUAUGGGGUCCUUAUGGGGUCCUAUGGUUUUUUAGGGUCCCUAUGGGGUCCCUAUGGGGUCUUAUGGGGUUUUAUAGGGUCCUUAUGGGGUCCUAUGGGGUCUUAUGGGGGUCUUAUGGGAUCUUAUGGGGUCCUAUGGGGUCCUAUGGGGUCUUAUGGGGUCUUAUGGGGCCUUAUGGGGUCCUUAUGGGGUCCUAUGGGGUCUUAUGGGGUUCUAUGGGGUCCUAUGGGGUCUUAUGGGGUCUUAAGGGAUCCUUAUGGGACCCUAUGGGGGUCUAAAGGGCGUAUAGGGUACUUAUGGGGUCCUAUGGGGUUUAUAGGGUCCUUAUAAGGUCUUAUGGGAUCCUAUGGGGUCUUAUGGGGUCCCUAUGGCUUUCUAUGGGGUUCUAUAGGGUCCUAUGGGGUCUUAUGGGCUCCUUAUGGGGUCCUAUGGAGUCUUAGGGGGUCUUAUGGGGUCUUAUGGGGUCCUAUGGGGGUUUAUAGGGUCUUAUGGGGUCCUAUGGGGCCCUAUGGGGUUUUAUAAAGUCCUAUGGGGUCCUACAGGGUCUUAUGGGGUCCUAUAAGUUCCUAUGGGGUCUUUAUGGGAUCUUAUGGGGUCUUGUGGGGUGCUAUGGGGUUUAUAGGGUCCUUAUGGGGUCCUAUGGGGUCUUAUGGGGUUCUAUGGUGUCCUAUGGGUUCCUUAUAUGGUCAGGAGGUUCUUAUGGGGUCCUAUGGGGUCCUUAUGGGGUCAGGAGGUUCUUAUGGGGUCCUAUGGGGCUCUUAUGGGGUCAGGAGGUUCUUAUGGGGUCCUAUGGGCUUCUUAUGGGGUCAGCAGCUUCUUAUGGGGUCCUGUGGGGUUCUUAUGGGGUCCUAUGGGGUUCUUAUGGGAUCAGGAGGUUCUUAUGGGAUCCUAUGGGGUCCUUAUGGGGUCAGGAGGUUCUUAUGGGGUCCUAUGUGGUUCUUAUGGGGUCCUAUGGGGUCCUUAUGGGGUUAGGAGGUUCUUAUGGGGUCAGGAGGUUCUUACGGGGGUCCUAUGGGGAUCAGUCCUCCAACACCAUAGAGUUGGCGCACGGUGGGCUAGGAAGGGGUCCUUCAUGACCAUGGAGAUGUGAUAAGGGGGAGGGGGUGCGCUAGCAAUGGUCCUCCAAGACCAUAGAGAUGAGGGGAGAAUAUGAAUCAUCUUCCAGGUCCUCCAAGACCAUA
Molecule: messenger RNA, 1211 nt
Organism: Lagopus muta (rock ptarmigan)
Lineage: Eukaryota; Metazoa; Chordata; Aves; Galliformes; Phasianidae
Product: shematrin-like protein 2
Exons: 3
Coding region: 1-360 (119 amino acids)
Source: RefSeq, a predicted model, not a curated record